AUGACUGAAACCCAUGGAUUUCCAAACACACAUCGUGUGGCGAAGAGAAAGAGACUAUCGAACGUCAGUCGAGGACCCCUGAUAAAGUCAGAGGACAGUGAUGAUGACGAUGUCCCUUUGUCGAAGCGAAUUGGCCUAUGUCGAGCGAGUGAUUCUAUGAUCGGCCCCAGAAGAUCAGAAUCAGUCAGAAGGAGCAACACGACUGCUACAAGUCACCAAGAAUCCGAUUCCGAUAUCCCGCUUGCAAAGAUAUCUACGAAACGAUCGAAACAGAUACAAGAAACUCCAUCGCGUAGCUCAGGCCAACGGUACUCUCACAUAAAGAAAGAAAACGGUAUGGAGGAUAAGAAGUUAGCCACAAAGAUUCAGUCUACGAAAAUACCGGAGCAGGCAGCGCAACUUGGGAUGUCACGACCAGCACCUCAUAAGCAAGCAAAUAGGGGCAUGGAAGCCGCGCUGGAAAAGUUGAAAGGCUCGAACCAAGAUAAGAAUGAAGAUGAAGAUGGAUCUCCGGGUGAAAUGUGGUGGGAAUAUUCUAACGGCGAUGACCGCACAAGAAAAUGGACCACCCUGGAGCAUAAUGGUGUCCUCUUUCCACCCCCUUAUACACCACUUCCACUCGACGUCAAGAUGAAAUACGACGGUGUUCCAAUCACACUGGAGCCAGAAGCAGAAGAGGUGGCCUGCUUCUUUGGGGAGAUGUUAAAUGCUACCCACUAUACUGAGAAUGCGACAUUCCAGAAGAACUUCUUUCAGGACUUCCAAAUGACCAUAAAGAGAACGUCCGGAGGUAGGAACAGCCAGGGCCAAAAAGCCGAGAUCAGAGAAUUCGACAAGUGUGACUUUUCUCCGAUAUUCGAAUACUUCCAGAGCAGAAAAUCUGAAAGAAAAGAACUGCCGCUGGCUGAACGAAAAGCACAAAAGGCAGGUAAAGAUUCAAUGGAGGGGGCUUAUAAGUACUGUGUUUGGGAUGGCAAAAAGCAGAAAGUUGGGAAUUUUCGGAUCGAGCCCCCAGGGCUCUUUCGGGGUCGUGGAGAUCAUCCAAAGAACGGAAGAGUCAAAACUAGAGUCCAUCCUGAACAGGUCACCCUGAAUCUCAGCAGAGACGCCAAAGUCCCUGCAGCCCCCGCAGGUCAUCAAUGGAAGGAGGUCAAGCAUGACCAGGAGGCUACAUGGUUGGCCAUGUGGAACGAAAAUGUGAAUGGGAGGUUCAAGUAUGUGAUGUUGGCUGCUAGUUCAGACGUCAAAGGCCAGAGUGACUUUCAUAAGUUUGAAACAGCUCGCAGGUUGAAAAUUCACAUCGAUCGUAUACGGAAUGACUACCAGCAAGAUCUUCAACACAGGUUUAUGGCUACUCGUCAAUUAGCGACGGCCGUUUAUCUGGUCGACAAGUUAGCACUUCGUGCUGGCAAUGAGAAAGGUGAAGGUGAGGCAGAUACGGUGGGAUGCUGCUCGCUCAAGUACGAAAAUAUCACAUUAAGACCACCUAACACGGUAAUAUUCGACUUCCUGGGCAAGGAUAGUAUUCGAUUUUAUGACAAGGCCGAGGUGGACGCCCAGGUCUUCAAGAACUUGAAAAUCUUCAAGAAGCAUCCAAAAAAAGAAGGCGAUAGUAUCUUUGAUCGUCUAACCACCGCGGGACUCAACAGACACCUCUCAACCUACAUGCCUGGGUUAAGCGCAAAAGUGUUUCGGACUUUCAACGCCUCCCACACCUUUUCUGAGCUAUUGAAAUCGAUACAACCAGGAGGCUCGAUCGACGAGAAGGUCAAGGCCUAUAACGAUGCCAAUAGAACGGUAGCUAUUUUAUGUAACCAUAAGCGAACAAUAUCUUCCAAUCACCUGGCACAGAUGGAAAAGCUUCAGGAUCGUGCAAAAGUGAUACGGUACCAACAAUGGCGCUUAAAACAGCAAAUGCUGAGCUUAGAUCCCACAAUUCGAAACGAAAUGGAGGGUGAGUUCUUUGAGCUCGACAGGUGCUUGGAUCUUGGAUGGAUUGCCGCAUAUCAGCUAUCCUUGCUGGAAGAUAAACGCCAGAGAGCGAAGAAGAAGUUCGAAGCCGACAAGCCAAGCUUAGACAAAGAAUUGGAGUUAAUCGCUCAAACGGAAAGGGAAUUCCAACAGGAAAAUACAACUGGGAAAGUGAAAUGCAGCAGCAAAAGUACAUCCAUUGAAAAAUUGCAGAAGGACAUCAUCAAAGCCCAACAACGUCUAGAAGCAGCAACGCUUCAAAUCCAAGACAAAGAGAGCAAUAAAGAAAUUGCUCUUGGUACCUCAAAGACGAAUUAUAUCGACCCUCGCCUGACAGUGGUAUUCUCGAAAAGGUUUGGUGUACCGAUCAACAAGCUCUUUUCCAAAAGCUUGCAGGAAAAGUUCGAUUGGGCCUUGAAAUCUGCUGAUGAGACAUGGGAGUUUUAA
This is a messenger RNA of Aspergillus bombycis, 2418 nucleotides long. Its product is annotated as DNA topoisomerase 1. Lineage: Eukaryota; Fungi; Ascomycota; Eurotiomycetes; Eurotiales; Aspergillaceae. Gene Ontology annotation, biological process: chromosome segregation; DNA topological change; DNA replication. The transcript is spliced from 5 exons. Gene Ontology annotation, molecular function: DNA binding; DNA topoisomerase type I (single strand cut, ATP-independent) activity. Gene Ontology annotation, cellular component: nucleolus; chromosome. Bases 1 to 2418 code for a protein of 805 amino acids. The record is from RefSeq and is a predicted model, not a curated record.